UUUCGUGUUUUGUUUCGAUGGUUUGAUGGGUGUCCGUAUUUUGGCUCAUCCUUUGAUCGAUUUUUGUCCAUUUCUCCCAAAUCUCCUCUCUCAAUCGAUUUCGAUUCAGAUUUCAGCGGAUUGAAACAAACUAUUGUGUACAGCGGAAAAGAGGCUUUUUCAGGCCGACCCCACUCCCCGCAACUGCCUAGUUUCCCUUUCCCUUUCACAUUUUUCAUCUUCAUCUUCAUCUUCUUCAUCUUCCCUUCAAUCCCAUCUCCAUUUUUCUGUGUUUUUUUCCCGAUUACAAUGCUGGGUCUCAGCCCCCACUUCUGCGUUCGCACCCUUUUCGCCGGAUUCGCCAUGGCCGGCGAUCACCCCACUCAUUCUCGCCCCUCCGCCGCUUCCUGGUUCGCCUCCUCUUCGCUCCACUUCUCCGCGCUUCCAUCGCGCUCCAAUGCCGGACGCUCUCGCCGCCGCAACUCGAUCCUCGUUUCCUGCCACUCUUCUCGUGCUAGAUCCGGGAGCACUGAUGAUGAUUCCCAUCAAGAUUAUUUCGAAGCUUCGUUUCUCGUUUCAGAGACUAUCCAUCACUAUCGAAUGUGGAAGAGGAGAUUUCAAGAGGAUGCGAAUUUCAACCAGAGAGAAUCGCGAGGCAAUUCCCAUUCACUUGGGCUGGGAUUUCUUAGACGUUUUCGAAGCCCCACUGUGUUUCUGAAGAUUUCUUGCAAUGGAGACUUUCUACUGCCAAUUGUCGUUGGGGAAUAUGCUAUUGAGAAACUUAUAGAUUGUCAACUAGGGAUUGAAAAUGGGGAUUCCCCAGAUCUCUUCGAGUUUAUACAAAAUCUCAUGGUGAAAUUUGGCUAUGAAAUCACCACCGCAAAAAUCACAGAAAGAGUGGUGAACACUUACUUUGCCCGGCUGUUCCUGAGAAAGGAUGGGGAAAAUGAGAUGUUAAGUGUGGAUGCACGCCCAUCAGAUGCCCUAAAUAUUGCAUAUCGAUGUAAGAUACCAGUACUUGUUAGUAAGCAGAUUGUCUAUGAGGAUGCCAUAAAAGUUAGUUAUGGGUUUGGAAGAGUGCAUGAGAGAAAGUCGUGUUUUGAUGUUUUACUUGACAGUGCUGCAGAUGGUCCAGAUUUCUUGUCCCAGGAACUCGAUAUGUUGAAGAACAUGAAACGGGCUAUUUACGAAGAACGGUACAAGGAUGCAGCCAUGUGGAGGGAUAAGUUAACAAGACUCCGCAAGUUGAUACACGAGGCAUAACUUCGAUAUUCCAACUCAUCUGUCUGCUAUCGGACUUUUCGUCCCUUUAAGUAACUCUCGGUAAUUGACUGCUGUACAGAGAGGUUCCAUAAAGCAAAAUGUGUUCGAAUUUUUCUGAUACUGCACCCUAAAAUAGGGUGAAUCUUCUGUUGGUUGUGAAUCACUCACUCACAGGCAUCUUACGAACAUACAAUCCGCACGGGAUGGAUUGGGAACUCCAAGCGGAGCGAUAUGCAUCGUUCAUAGUGAUGGCAGGCCUGUACAGUUAAUUUAAGAGUAUGUAUGUAAAUAUUACAUUGGGGGUAGUCAUUGUGUUGCAUCUCCAAGUUAUGGAUGGGAUGGGGCUGAUAAGAUAAUUCUUUUCACAUAGAGAGCUGUAAUUUUGUAAGUUUGCAGUGAAUGGUAAGGUGAAGAGGAUGCUUUUGUAUAUUAUAACAAAGUCUCAUUUCUCUUUCAUACGUACACUCCUUUUCUCAUUCUA
Momordica charantia (bitter melon) is the source of this 1723-nucleotide messenger RNA. Its product is annotated as Wound-responsive family protein. Gene Ontology annotation, biological process: protein ubiquitination. The record is from RefSeq and is a predicted model, not a curated record. Lineage: Eukaryota; Viridiplantae; Streptophyta; Magnoliopsida; Cucurbitales; Cucurbitaceae. Gene Ontology annotation, cellular component: nucleus; VCB complex. Gene Ontology annotation, molecular function: nuclease activity.